AUGUCGUCCUCGCGAGCCAGCGGCUCGAGCCCGACCAGAGCCGGAGCGCAAGCGCAAGCGCAGCCGCCGCCUUCCUUGAUCACCUUCGAAGCUGACGCUCUCGACAAAGAGGAAGAUGGAGACUUUGGAGCGUUUGUCGAUCCUACAGAAGAAGCGAGCUUUUCUCCGUCCAAGGCUCAGCACGCUGUCUGGAGCACAAGUCAGGUUGCGGGAAACGCUGCAGCCAGCUCUUCUCGGACGAGCACCAAAACGAGUCCAAUUCAUCGCCCAAAGGUAGCAUCUGUCCAACAGCCACUACCACCACCUUCAUCAUCAGCAGAGGAAGAGGAGUGGGCCGACGCUUCAUAUGUGGACAAAUUCUCCAGCCCUACGCAACCUCGUGCGCCUGAUCUGCCUGACUGGGAUGAGCCUGGAUGGAGCGCGGGUCACGAAACUCGCAAGGCUGGCCAAAGCUCGAACAAUCAGCCUAGCCCUCCGCGUAACGCUCACAGCCUAUCCGGCAACUCAGCAGAUGAUGAGUUCUUCGCAGCGUUCGAAAGAGCCGCGCUGGAUGCGCAUGCUCAAGCCAGCGCAAGGGCUAGUCCUCCCAUAAUAGAUCUUCGUCCUACGGAGCGCAAGUUGGAAGAAGCUCGCAAGAAAUGGGACUCGUCAUCAGCGACGACAUCGACGAACAAUGCAGAGGAGGAUUUCUUUGCCUUGUUUGAAAGAGCGCCGCAAGAGACGUUGAGAAGGAAGAGAGAGACAGGCCCUGGGCUCUUGGGUGAUGAUCUGGAAAACAUGCAUGACGCGAGAUCGAGCCCUCUGGAAGUCAGAUUCAGCGCAUCUGGCACCGCUCCGCACGCAAGUAGCAGUCGGGACUACUUUGGUGCUGUGGCCGAUUCGAACGGGGGCGGAGGUCAAGCUCACGGAGGAGGAGCGAGGGGUGAAAAGGAACCUGACCACACGUCUGAACAGAUAUCUACGCCUUCUUCUUUGGGCUGGACAGGUAGCUUGAGGAAGACGUGGGGCUCGAUCAGAGGCUUCCCGGCAGGACUGGCUGAGCAUCUUCCCGCUGCUUCUGACUUCAUCGUCCCCGCCACGGAAGGGUUUUCAGAUGACGGUGAUGAGAUUGGCCACGAAGGGCAAGCUAAACCCGCUUGGUCGGCUAGACAACCGCAGCAAGGAAAGGCCAGCCGAACUCCGUCCAUGGAUCAAUCGAAGCGAGGGCAUUCACCGCUACCUGCUCAGUGGACUGACCGAGCGACUUUCAACAAUAGUCCGAGCCAGAGCCGGAAUCAAAGCGCUGCUUCGCUGCAAGUCAAUGUGCCGGGUCCUAGCCGCAAGUCUAGCUCUGCGUCUCGCUCAUACCCCACAUCAUCGGCCAGUCUUGCGCCAGCGUCCGCCCCUGCCAUUCCAAUUUCUGGAGCACCGGGCUUUGACGCAAAUUCGACGAAGCGCUGGAACACAGGCUCCUGGUCCCUUUCAGCAGCGGGCGAGGCGGAAAGAAGUCGUCGACCCAUCGAAGUGAAGCUGAAUGGACGAUCAGAUGAUAUCGAGGGAGUCAUAACGAAUUGGCACGCCUCGCGAAUCCAGGCUUCUCUACCUGCCCGAUCGAGGUUGGGAAAGAGCUGGAAACUGCUGUACUCUUUGGAUCAACAUGGUAUCAGUCUUGGGACGCUGUACGGUAAUGUGGAGAAGGGACUUGACCCGAAGAGGAGUAGACCUCUUGGGGAGGAGGACAGGACGGAAGAGCAUGCGGAAGGCUGGAUGAGGGGCGCGAGUGGAGCUGCCAUGGCCGCUGCUACUGGGCGCUCCAUCUCACCUUCCAACACUAGUAGAAAUGGCAAGGUGAAAGCUGUGGGUGCAGGUCUACAGCUCCAAGAUGCUGGAAUCGUUGUGGCGGUUCAGGACGAAGAUGACAAUGUCUUUGGUGCCUAUGUGAACGAGCGACUGAGGCCUCAAGCGGGCUACUAUGGUAGCGGUGAAUGGUGCGUGCAUGGAGGAGAUGAGUUGACAGCAAGUCUGCCCGCACUCGUGCUGAUGCGAACCCCAUUUUGUGCUGUGCAGCUUUCUCUGGAGAACGUGUCGAGCACCAACUGACGAGGGUGUGGAUCUGACAGACGGGGCUGCAACAUCCGCCAGCGCUUCGCUCAAGGUGCAAACCUAUCCCUGGUCGGGAGCCAACGAUUACAUGGUGCUGACUCAGCCAGAAUACUUAUCCUUCGGAGGUGGAGAAGGAAGGUAUGGGCUUUGGAUAGAUGGCAAGUUGGAGAAGGGCAUCAGCUGUAGGUGCCCGGCUUUUGACAACGAUCCGCUUUGCGACGAUGCGCCGCCUGCUGCUCCCUUGGCUCGACGCAACAGCACGACCGAACAUCGCUUUGAUUGUGUGGGUUUGGAAGUUUGGGCCGUAGGAAUCGAUUAG
This is a messenger RNA of Ceraceosorus bombacis, 2401 nucleotides long. The record is from the annotation of a GenBank genome assembly. NCBI's taxonomy places the organism in Eukaryota, Fungi, Basidiomycota, Exobasidiomycetes, Ceraceosorales, Ceraceosoraceae.